Molecule: messenger RNA, 3178 nt
Organism: Myxocyprinus asiaticus (Chinese sucker)
Lineage: Eukaryota; Metazoa; Chordata; Actinopteri; Cypriniformes; Catostomidae
Product: gastrula zinc finger protein XlCGF7.1-like
Exons: 3
Coding region: 586-1371 (261 amino acids)
Biological process (GO): central nervous system development; regulation of transcription by RNA polymerase II
Cellular component (GO): nucleus
Molecular function (GO): RNA polymerase II cis-regulatory region sequence-specific DNA binding; DNA-binding transcription factor activity, RNA polymerase II-specific
Source: RefSeq, a predicted model, not a curated record
AUACAAAUCGUUCAGAAAUGGUUUGAAUUUGUUGCAGUAAUUCUCCAUCAACAAAUAAAAUAUUACUGAAAGUAGUGUAAUAUUACUUGCGUUAGCAAUGUGAAAUAAACGGAGAUGUAAUAUUGUAAUGCUUUAUGUGAAGUGAUGAUAGUUGGUCUCACGUAAUGGAGCAACAUUUAAUAGUGUUAUUUUUACUACGAGUAAAGCGCAUGCACACAAGAGGGCGAGAGAUUGAUUUUGUUUUGCUGUUUCCAACCAAUCAGGUCUUUAGUCCUCAAUGCCACACAGUGAAUCAUAUCACAAAAUCUUCACUGAAGCCAAUCCCACAGCAACUCAUCAAUAAAUGCUGGAAAUAUUCCCAUCAUGCUACAAGUGAAGAGGUCACUUGGAUCCGAAACAAGUAGGAAACACUACUGGUGUAACGACACAUUCUACUUAUGUAAAGAUGGAGUUUAUUAAAGUGGAGAUUGUGGACAUGGGUGAUCCAGCACCAUGCAGAGUGAAAAAUGAAGAUACUGAGGAACAAAGAGGUUGGUGUCCAUUCUUCAUUCUUCAUCAAUGACUGCUGAGGAAAAUUAAGACCUGAUGGGAGUGAAAGAGGAAAGACAAGAACCGAGUAAAGACGAGGAGAAACAUCAGUAUCAGAAACCUCAUAAUGUCACAACUGGAGAAAAAGCCUUAACCAAAAAUGAUUUCACCUGCUCUCAGUGUGGAAGGAGUUUCACCCAACAGCAUCACCUUAAGGAUCACAUGAGAAUUCACACUAGAGAGAGACCUUUUACUUGUCCUCAGUGUGGAAAAAGUUUCACCCAACAAGGACAACUUAAGCGUCAUGUAAGAAUUCACACUGGAGAGAAGCCUUUCACAUGCCCUCAGUGUGGAAAGAGUUUCACACAGGCACAAAGUCUCAAAAUUCAUCUGCAUGUUCACUCUGGAGAAAUGCCAUUUAACUGUGAGCAGUGUGGACAGAAAUUUGUUUUGGCAUCACACCUACAAAGACACAUCAGAACUCAUACAAACGAGAGGCCCUACACAUGCUCUUUUUGUGGAAAGAGUUCUAAACGCAUCAGUGAUUUUAAAAAGCACCAAAUAACACAUUCUGGUGUGAAAGCUCAUGUGUGCUCUGAGUGUGGAAAAGCCUUUUCUAGAACUGGCGACUUGCAGCGGCACCAAAAACUUCAUAGUGGAGAAAAACCUUACAAGUGUUCACUUUGUGAAAAAGGUUUUAAUGAGUCUUUUAAGCUGAAAAUACAUGCAAGAGUGCAUACUGGAGAGAAGCCAUACCCCUGCACUUUAUGUGGGAAGAGUUUCAGCACAUCAAGUGCUCGAAUGAUUCAUAAGAAAAAGCAUUGUCCAAAGUUAUCAAAGUGAGCAAAGAUAUAUUCAGGUCCAAAGGUUCAAAAGUUCAGAUAAACCCAAAUAUGAAAUUUCUUCCUAAAGAGCAGUUUUAUCUAUGAUGGUAAUACCAGAAGGAAUUGGAAUUGUCCACCCGGGAAUAUGACUCAAGAGUCAUAUUUCAUUCACUCAAAUAGGUAAAAAAAAAAGGAAACCACUUUAGAACAAUGCCAGUAAAGGCCAAAGUAUACUUCAGUUGUCUGUGUUGCUGAUCACUCCGUGCACAGUAUGCGUGACUCAGAUUUUGUCAUCAGUACAGGUUGUGCGGACUGUCCGUCCGUGGGCCAGAUUUUGUCGACAUGCAGACAGUCCUCAUCUGUGCGCAUUUUCGCCGCAUGUGCCUGAAGUUGACUGUAAUAAAAGAGCAUCUCAAAGCAGUAGUACUGUGCGUGCUUCUAACGUGUUUAUAUUCGCCCGCAGUCAAAAGAAUAUACUUCAACCUCUUAACGAUGGGUGUUUCAAAAAUGACCCACUUGCGUAUUUAUUUACAUUUAUGUUUAAUGCAUGUUUAAACUGAAAUUGUAAACUAAUAUUGACAUCCGAUAUAUCAUUUGAAAGAUCUGGGUCUCAAGAUUAUAUAUUUUAAAGCAAUUUUGACGAUCGCAAAGUUACAAUAAUAUGAUUUUCUUGAACUUGUCAAGAGUGAAAAUCAAAACACGGAAAAUGAAACCGGAAGUUCUGAAUUGUAUUGUCUUCCAGCCAAACACAGAUGAGCACAAUCCUCCAAACUUCAGUAUGCUUUUCAUUGCAAGAGUCCAAUAAAUAAAAUCCAGAGAUUUUAGUCCAAAAAUGUAAAAAUAUGAAGUAAUAUUGAUCUAUAUGUCUUUGUUCAGGUUUUACAUAUUCAACACGUGUUAUCAUUUAUGAAAUCUUGCACCCUGUGUAGUGUUUCAGUAGCAAAACACCCAAACAUGAUAUUUGGGAGGGUUUUGAGCAUUCCCUCAAAGUUUUCUGUGCAUUUGUGAUUGGGUAGUCACUCAAAAUAGCUAAACAGUACAGUCGACACGAGUGAUGUAAAGAUUUGCGUUAUCCAUGUUUGUCUCUGGAUAAAGCCGGCCAUUGAAAAGCUAGAUAAUUUUUGACUGAUGGGUCGUGUAGCUAAUGAAAAGAUGAAAACAAUGAUAUGAGGGUUGUGUAUAUCCCUGAUGCCGAUUUGCAAAGGUUCGGAGAACCAUGGACUGUGUUUGUUUGUGUUUGCGCUUUUACGAACGGUGUGCAGUUAUAGCGUGUUACUGCCGUACUGUUGACAAAGAACUCGGCUUUUGGACCCACGAUCUGAUCCACCCUCUUCGGCUUCAGUCACCAUCACUGAAGGUUUGGAGAACACAUGCUCCCGACUGCAUUUUUUCAUCAAACCCCCUGUUCAACUGCACAUCCAGGGGGCUCUUGCAUGUCAUUCAAGCCGAGAUGAGCCACCUUCCCCGGCUUUGCUCACCAUGAGUUAGACCCCGGAGCACACGCGCUCCCAAUGCAUUGACUUUUUUAUCCCACUGCUUUUCAUUCAAUUUUCAUUGGGAGCAGGUGUGCUCCAGGCUUCACUGACGGUGAUCGAGGCUCCCCGGCUUGAGGCAGUGACUAAAGACCCUAGGUGAACGGCAGAGCAAAAGCUCUGAAAAAUGUCAAUUUACAUUUGUAUGGGGAAAAAAUGAACAGAAGCAUCUUUACUGUAAGUAAAAGUUUAUUUCCAUAAACUUUUUACAUUGUUUAUAAAAUUCAUAAAUAUAUAUGGAAUGCUUUAUAAUAUAUUCCCAAAUAAUAAUAAUAAAAAUAUGAUAACCAUGUA